Molecule: messenger RNA, 1485 nt
Organism: Suillus plorans
Lineage: Eukaryota; Fungi; Basidiomycota; Agaricomycetes; Boletales; Suillaceae
Exons: 2
Coding region: 1-1485 (494 amino acids)
Molecular function (GO): protein binding
Source: RefSeq, a predicted model, not a curated record
AUGCACCAGGCUCUGCUCAUUCCCGAAGUCCUCCUAGAGAUAUUCUCGCAUGUGACUGAGGAGCCAUCCGACUCGUCCACCGGUGUUACAUCGUUGCCUCGGAAAUCCCUUGCAGCGCUUGCAACGAUAUGCAAAGCCUUUUACGAACCCGCGAUGGACCUACUGUGGAGUGAAAUCGACAUAUCAGAGUCAAUGCUAGGAUGUAUAACGAGACUACAUCCACUGAAAUAUCGCAGCGGUCGACUGUGGAAUUGGUUGGCAGACGUCAGACCCUUAUCUGUCGAUGAAGCCCAUCAAUUUUUGCGUCACUCCGCCCGCGUUCGCUCGCUGAUAAUGUUAUCCACUCGCCUUUUGCACCUUUUCUCAGACAUCCCUGUCAUAUUAUAUGACUUCCCGAGACUAAUGUCGUUGACUAUUUCCACCAAAUAUUUGAACUUCCUGCUGUCCCAGACGCUGCACCAUCAUCAUCUAGCGACUGUCAAUGAAGAUCUACAGUCUAUUGUGACCCGUUUUGCUGCGUUAGAGCGCUUAAGCAUUAUCACUCCUGAUACCAUCGAUGCAGUCAGCACAGCACGUGCGCUGUCCCGUAUUUCCGAUGUUGUCCGUUUGUGCAAGCAGCUUGUAACUCUGUCCAGUCCAUUAUUCGACUGGGCAGCAUGGAAGCACAUCUCCAACCUAUCUACCCUUACCAGAGUGGAUGUUGGUGACACGGUCACUGACGCCACCCCUCCUUCGCCGUUGGAACGGGAUAUCACCAAUUUUUCCCCAUUCAGUAACGUCACUACUCUUUCCUUCCUACUGUACGGCCCUGCAUAUGCUAUCACAGUCAUGCAACAUUCACAAUUCCCUUCGCUGAAAGAAUUCAAGAUAGAUGUCCGCUUUAUAUCUUCACCAGAGGCUGAGCAGCUCUUUCGUGCAUUGUCCAAAUGCAAAGCAUGCGAAAUCCUACAAAAAAUUGUCGUAUAUUCCUCGCAUCACGAAUAUAAUGAUCCCCAAACCAACUCGUUGUCAUAUUUCCUUUGUUUCACACAGCUCCGGACCCUGGAUCUCGCAUGCUUUGAUUUCUGUAUCAACCUGGACGAUGACAUUCUCUUGGAAGCCGCGUCAGCUUGGCCGCACAUGCGCAAUCUCGAAAUAGAAGACUCGCGCCUUCAUCAUUCUCUCAUUACAUUCCGCGGAAUUUUCACAAUGCUCCGUCUAUGUCCACAAUUGGAUACGCUGCGUAUUUCAAUCGAUACUACGACUGUCGAUAUUGAUCCUGAUGUUGAGCCGGUACAACAUACCUCCCUACGGAUAUUAGAGUUAAAGACAUCCGGGCAUCAAAUACCAAACGCUGGAACUGUCGCUCGCAUCAUUUUCUCCUAUCUUCCUCGUAUUAACGGGGUUGGCGGGUUCAUACAAAAUGAAUGGGAUGAAGUCAACAUGCAUCUCAAAUCUUUGAAAGAUGCUGCGCCACAUGCAACAGGAGCCGCCUCGAAUACUUGA